UAAGAGAAAAACCCUAGAAAUUCUCUUAGGUAUAAAGACCACAUUAGUAAAACAGUUCUCCCUAGUAUCAGGAGGAGGCAGUGACUGUCCUAACUCUCAAGGUCACCAUCUUGAGUUGUAAAUAUGGCGGAUGAAUCGUGGAAUCCGUUGGUUUUCAGGAAGAUACAUGGACAGUCAUCUCUCAUUUCUAAGCUUUCCCCAAACUUGCACAGCAGGAAUUAUCACAUGACUAGUGGUGCAUUUUCUAAUGGUUUUCAUAGCCAUAUGCAUCCUGCCAUUCAGGGAACUGGUCUCGCAUUUGUGCCACAUGUUUCCCCGAUAUUUGUUGAAGCACCGUCCGAGAAAGGUGCUAAAGGAUUUGUGAUUGAUUUUCUUAUGGGAGGAGUAUCAGCAGCUGUUUCAAAGACAGCAGCCGCUCCAAUUGAGCGGGUUAAACUCUUGAUUCAAAAUCAAGAUGAAAUGAUCAAGGCUGGUCGAUUAUCUGAACCAUACAAGGGUAUCACUGACUGCUUUGCUAGAACCAUCAAAGAUGAGGGUGUCCUUGCUCUUUGGAGAGGCAACACUGCUAAUGUCAUCAGAUACUUCCCUACUCAGGCCCUGAACUUUGCAUUCAAAGAUUACUUCAAGAGUUUGUUUAACUUCAAGAAGGAAAAAGAUGGCUAUUGGAAGUGGUUUGCUGGGAAUUUGGCAUCAGGUGGAGCUGCUGGUGCUUCAUCACUUCUAUUUGUUUACUCCUUGGAUUAUGCCCGUACUCGUUUGGCUAAUGAUGCAAAGGCAGCUAAAAAGGGUGGCGAGAGGCAGUUUAAUGGGUUGAUUGAUGUUUAUAAGAAAACCCUCCAGUCUGAUGGCAUUGCUGGACUUUAUCGUGGAUUUAACAUAUCUUGUGUUGGAAUUAUUGUGUACCGUGGGCUCUACUUUGGAAUGUAUGAUUCACUUAAACCUGUGGUUUUGGUUGGUAAUUUGCAGGAUAGUUUCUUCGCAAGUUUCUUACUGGGAUGGGGUAUCACAAUAGGUGCUGGCUUGGCCUCUUACCCCAUAGAUACAGUCCGUAGAAGGAUGAUGAUGACUUCAGGAGAAGCUGUGAAGUAUAAGAGCUCUUUGGAUGCAUUUAAACAGAUCAUCAAGAAUGAAGGGGGUAAAUCACUCUUCAAGGGUGCUGGUGCAAACAUCCUACGUGCUGUGGCAGGUGCUGGUGUGCUUGCUGGGUAUGACAAGCUGCAGGUCAUUGUCUUUGGCAAGAAAUAUGGAUCUGGUGGCGGUGGCUAAUAUGAUUGCUGAUGCCAGUGGCCAUGAUGAUGAUGAUGAUAAAAGGAAAAUGCUUCUGUUAGAGUGCCUUUCUCAACUUUGAAUAAUUUUUCAAGAAAUGAUAGUGCUCUUGAUGUUUGCCGGUACUUGGGAUUUCAUAAAAACAAAUUUCUGGACAUCUUCAAUUUUGAGUGUUGUAACUAGCACAGCAUAAACGAUGUUAGUUUGUAUGUGUCAUGAUGAGAAUAGUUAGAUAAUAUUCUCUGUAGUGUGCUUGUUUUGGAGUGGUUGUGUCCUGUGGAAAUCUAUGAUGUUUCGUCCCUUGUUUAUUGAAAAAUUAUUCAAAGGAUGAUCGGUGCCA
Messenger RNA from Populus euphratica (Euphrates poplar), 1606 nucleotides. RefSeq names its product ADP,ATP carrier protein 3, mitochondrial-like. Gene Ontology annotation, biological process: mitochondrial ATP transmembrane transport; mitochondrial ADP transmembrane transport. Bases 124 to 1266 code for a protein of 380 amino acids. The record is from RefSeq and is a predicted model, not a curated record. Gene Ontology annotation, cellular component: mitochondrial inner membrane. Gene Ontology annotation, molecular function: ATP:ADP antiporter activity. NCBI's taxonomy places the organism in Eukaryota, Viridiplantae, Streptophyta, Magnoliopsida, Malpighiales, Salicaceae. The transcript is spliced from 4 exons.